AUGGCGGACUUUGAACUGAACCAAGCGCUGCUCCAAGAGCUGCCGUACCGCCAUGGUCACCGCUCUUCGGCGCACCAGGACCUACCACUGCAACCGACAAUCUCAGAUCCGGCACUCUCUGGCUCGGAGAACAAGGGCGCCACCCUUCUUAACCUCCCACCAGAACUCCAAGCAGCUAUCUUCUCAUGGCUUUUCAGGCCAGCCGACCUUGCACGUGUCUGCCUCGUUUCGAAACAGUUGUUUGACGUUGUCACGCCCCAGUUGUACCACUCCUUAUAUCUGAACGUCGAUCGUUGGAGCAGGGAGCAUCUUGAAUCUGUUCUCACCCGCGGACAUCGUGGCCAUGCCUACAUCCGGAACCUGGACAUCGAUUCCGUGGAGCUAAAGAGUGAAAGGAGGGCGCUGAAGGUUGCGAAGGAUGCUUUGCAGAUGAUUCCACGUGGGCAAUUGCAAGCAUUCAGAUGCCCGCUCGAGACAGGCAUUGACAAUGAUUUGCUGAUCCUGCUGGCUGCCAACCAACGGAAUCUAUCAUUCAUUGGACUUGGACCGAUUCUGCCUGAAGCCUUCUACAGCCUCAUGGAGUGUUUGCUGCCGUGGCCUCCGAACAUCUCCACUAUCGUAAUACCAUGGAAACUCUUCAACGAUGAGGAUGUUCAAUUCUACCAGAGGCUCAUCGAGAGAAGUCAUCACCGACUGAAAGCACUUACAGUGCGUGCUCACGACUUCCCGCCGCUGAGAUGGGACUACUCACAGGAUCCACCGGCAUUGAGCGAUGUCGAUGGCGAUACCGAGAUGCUGGCCUGCUCUCUUCUCCACCAUCUGUCCUAUUACUCCAUCUAUCCUCGCACGCUACAGUUGCACGAUCUGAACCUGCAGAACCAGGAUCUAGCUGGCGUGACAGAGACCUGGCUGAUGUAUGUGGACUUCACGAAGCUUCAAACCAUGCAAAUCUGGAACUGCGACAAUGCCGACGUACUAUUGGAGGCGCUUGAGAAGAUGGCCCAACACCAGCGGCUACGGUUGCACGGAUUAGUGCUUUCGUUCGAAGAAGCAGAGCAAGCACCACAGCGGGCGCAGCAGUAUCUGGCGGCGACUUCUGGUCUGAGCUAUCUCAAUCUGUGCUAUGUGCCAACCUUCUCCGCCAACCAAAGCUUUUCUGUGCGAAGCAUAGCACCGCAUGCGAGCACGAUUCGGGACCUUUUCAUCGGGAUUGGAUCGAACAUCACUAGAAACACGCCACUGUCACUGCCACGUCUUUCAGAUAUCGAGUGGCUCGCUUCAAACUGCACAAAGCUCAGGCAGCUGGCAAUCCCACUGCCGCCAUUGAACACGGACGAUGCUUUGGCAGGCCGGUGGGGUGAGUAUGAAGAGAUUCUGGCUCUACUGGCAACACUGCCUCAUCUGAAGGUAUUCCGAAUCCUCACAUGGCCGUACAUCGCCGGGCGACCUUUGCCUCCACGAGACAACUGUGGUGCCCAAGAUGCUUUCAAGGUCCGAUAUCUACAUGAGCUUCGCAUAAUCGCAAGCAGCAUCGCCCGCCUCUUUACCCGCCUCCGCGGAGACCAUGGUCGGAGACUCUCGGUCAUCACAUUCGGACACGCAGAGUAUCCGCACUACAUAUAUCAUGGGAACGGCGAACGGAUUCAGUCGUUUGGUACACCUCUUACCUUCAAGAUCACUCGAGUGAUGUCGGAGUUCGGCUUUCGGACCAAGGUCAGGCAGAUACCGGCGGAUCAGAUGGAGUACGAGGAGCCGAUUGCGUAUGUGGUUGAUGAAGACACGGACCAGGGACUGAGCUUGGAGGCGUACUCGUGGGGCAGUCGGCCGAGUGAGAGUCCAUGA
Molecule: messenger RNA, 1842 nt
Organism: Saxophila tyrrhenica
Lineage: Eukaryota; Fungi; Ascomycota; Dothideomycetes; Mycosphaerellales; Extremaceae
Exons: 2
Coding region: 1-1842 (613 amino acids)
Molecular function (GO): protein binding
Source: RefSeq, a predicted model, not a curated record